CAUCAACGCGCUAGUUGGCGACGAGCUGCUCGCCGUCAUUCAUCAGUUUUCUCUUGCCUUGAAUGGAUCGUGCUCCUUGUGUGAUGUGCGGAAAAAUAGUGUUCAUAUCCGUGCCCAGCAGCAGUAGCAGCAGAUUAACCAUCCAGGAGCGCUACCUUUUUUCUUUAGUUUUUUGUUGAGUUUCGGCCAAAUAUUCCAAUCAUUUUUUAAUUUAUGGACUUGCGGGCAAUGCGUUCCGAUGAAAAACCAGUGCAAAAUAUAUCAAAAACCCUAUCCCGAAGUUGAGUUGUUCCGAUAGGCCAGAAAGAAUUGGGCAGCUGCCUGAAUAGUGGACAAUUUGCUGCAAUCGAGCGAGUGACGAGCGCGUGUGUGUGAGCUAAAAAUUUGUUCUGGGUGUGGAAUUUCCGUGCAAGGAAAAUUUUUACUUUAUUGGUUUAUUUAUUUUAAUAAUGAGUGAUUAUUCAAACCAGAACUCGCAAAAUUUUAGUCAAUCGUCAGCAUUUGCAGCCGCUUUACAGAGAGCAAAACAAAUUGCCGCUAAAAUACACCCGGGUGGUGGCCAACCGGUGAAGAGAUCGCUAGAGGACGACUCGGGACCAGAAUCAAAAAAGUUUGGAGCACAGUCUGACUUUAACAAUGCAAACUCGCCGACUGGCAUGAGCCCAGCUGCUAUGCAAGCCGCUGCUCAAGCUGCAGCCGUAGCCGCACGUUUAUCGCAAAUCAACAACAACUCGAACUCAAACUCAGCCGCGGGAGGACAGGAUCCGGUCCAAAGAGCACGUGACCUUAUCAGCAAGAUGGUAAAUCAACAGGGAGGCCCUAACGGUCCGAUGGACAAUGGUAACCACGGAGGUGGUGGUGGUGGUGGAGGAGGUGGCGGCGGCGGUGGCCGCGGAGGCUUCGGUUCGUCCAACUUUGGCAACCAGCCGUUCCAGGAAAUCAUGAUUCCAGGCUCAAAAGUUGGGCUUAUCAUUGGAAAGGGAGGAGAAACUAUCAAACAACUGCAGGAGAAGUCCGGCGCCAAAAUGGUAAUCAUUCAGGAUGGCCCAGGACAGGAAAUGGAAAAACCACUGCGUAUCUCUGGCGAUGCACAAAAGGUAGAGCAUGCCAAGCAGUUGGUGUAUGACCUGAUACAAGAAAAGGAUAAUUACAAUAACCAGCGAAACCAAAGUAUGAACGGAACGGAACAAGCUGAAGUAUUUGUUCCCAAGUCUGCUGUUGGUGUAGUGAUUGGUAAAGGAGGUGACAUGAUUAAGAAGAUUCAGGGUGAAUCUGGUUGCAAAUUGCAAUUUAUUCAGGGACGAGGGGAUGGACCUGGAGACCGUCGUUGCAUUGUGCAAGGCGCAAGAGCACAGGUUGAGGAAGGAAAACGGAUGAUUGAGGAGCUGAUCGAAAGUGUUCAGCGACGGGAACUUGGAGGUGGUGGUAGAGGCGGAGGCCGAGGUGGCGAUGAUCGCGGAGACCGAGGGGAUCGGCCUCAUCGUGGUCGUGAGGGUCAUGACAAUGGAAACGGUGGCCAGUACGGUGGAGGUAGUGAUUACAGUGGACCACAGGUGACCCGUGAAGAAUAUACAUUCACCGUUCCCGUUAAUAAAUGCGGUAUCAUAAUUGGCCGUGGUGGAGACACUAUAAAGCAAAUCAACCAACAGUCGGGAGCGCACACUGAAAUGGACCGCAAGGCUUCCGCAAACCAAACAGCUGAAAAGACAUUUACCACUAAAGGCGAACCUCACCAGAUUGAGGAAGCCAAGCGAUUGAUUCAAGACAAAAUAAACAUGGAAAUCAACUUGGUAUACGUUGGUUCGUCCACAGCCCCUGCACAACAAUUCCAGAACAACGGUCAAAAUGCGUACGGUGGUCAGAGCUGGGGCGGCUAUCAGCAGCCGUCUUGGGAUCAGCCCCAACAGGUGCAAGCAAGCGCAGCUUCGGCCGCAGUUGCUCAACAACAGCAGCAGCAACAACAAGCGGCAGGACAAGCAGACUACUCCCAACAAUGGAUUGAAUAUUAUCGAGAAGGAUCCACUAAUCGGUCUGAUCAAUCCUCUUCCUCCAGGCAAAUGGGAAUGCAUCGCGAGGCAGAAAUGAUCGAACAACAAGUGAAAGCACGGCAAGCCGCUGCCCAGCAGGGUGCGGCACCAUCUCCCGCGGUCCAGACGACACAAGCUAAUCAAACUGUACAAGGUCAAUCAGUUGUGACAACGAGCAACGCCGGAGCGCAACAAUCGGGUGGAGGUGGAGGCCAGGCGGAUUACAGCGCGGAAUGGGCCGAAUACUACCGAAGGCUCGGUAGAAUUGAGGAAGCCGAAGCGAUCGAGAAACAAAUCGCUAGUAAUAAGCAGGCUAUACAGACACCUGGAGGUGCAGGAGGACAACCUGGAGGCGCCGCUGGGCAACAGUUUGGUGCAGCCGGAGGAGCUCCAGGCGGUGCCGGAGCUAACCCACAACAGAUGGCGGCGCAGCAGGCUGCAGCUGGUGGCUACGGUGCACAACAAUACCAGCAAUACUACGCUGGGGCAGCUGCUGCCGGUGGACAACCUGGUGGGUAUCAAGGCUACCCAUACGGAGGCGGAUAUCCAGGACAACAGGGCGGGCAACCAGGUCAGCCGCAAGCUGGCCAGGGACAGGACAAAAAUUAACUCAAGUCGUCCGCGUUGAACGACAAGUCCACCUGACAGAUCCCUUCCACCUUCCCGUAAGCUUAUAGAGAUAAUGUUUGCUAUAUAUAACAAUAUGUAUCAUCUCAACUAUUGAGCACAUAUAACAACAUUAGCGUUCAAGCUAUGUAGGACAAAUAAAAACCUAGGAUCGAACACGGCUUGUUAGCAACAGAGAGAAAAAAAUGAACCUAAUAUAACCAUAACUAAGCAACUCAACCAAUAAGAACAUUACAACUAUAGCAGUGAAGAUGAGUCAUACUGAAGCAAAAUGAACAUUUGCCAAUUGCAUUCAAUGCGGCAGUGUGUAUGUGUGUGUGUACCUUCGAAACUUUCCGUUUUGAAUGGUUCUUGAUUCCAAAUGCUACAAUUAUAGAAACUGUAACACUGUUCUGCUGUUCUGCGUGCAUCCAAUGGAAGAGUUCAGUGCGAUACGCAACUAAUUUCUCCGCACAUAUGCAACAACUGUUUCUCAAAUUUUCACUCUUCGUUACAUACAAUAACGUUUUGCCAUAAUCUGGAUCGCUUUUAUUCGCGGAGACAAAUUUGCAUAAAACAUGUUGUCAUUUUAUAUAUUGAUAUAUAUAUAUGUUUCUCGAAUUACAUGCCUUACAAAUAUGUUGAAAUUGAACAAUUUCCCACGAAAAAUCGGAAAUACCUACGAAUACUAUAUUCUGCCAGUUAUUAUAAAUUCAUCCAAUAAUCUAUAAUACCAGUCGCUACCGAUGUGUAUCUAUCAUUUAAUUUUGUUUUUCAUGUUUAUCUAAUAGUAUUAUGAGAAAAAUGGCCAUUUUUCUUUUCCCCUUUUUAGAGAUAUUCGCUAUUAUCCACAUCAAAUGUUUUUAGUUCGGGUAUUACUUUUUCAUAUGCUUUUUCUAUUUUUCGAAAGAGAUUCACUCAGAACUGUAACGCUGACAGAGUACUAGAUUCAGCAAGAGUGAUGCCGACGGAUAUUGGCGUGGGGACGAAACAAAAAUGGUUCAACCAGCCCCCUACUGUGCAGACUUUUUUGAUCCGGGAAGGUAAUUUUCUUAACCAAACAAAAAAACACUAGAUGAAAUAUUUGUGGUAAAAUUUCGCUCAUCUGCAGUAAAUGUUUUUGCCACCGUUAUUUUAUUUUACUACAUUAUAAUAUAUAGUCCGUACUGAUGCACAUUCAUAAAGCCUGAUACUAUUUGCAAAUGAAUAACACAAAUUGCUCCAUUAUAUUUGCAUUGAUUUUUUGAUAUCAAAGUGUUGUUCUGGCCUUGCAAUUAUCCCCGCUCAAAUGGUCUACAUUCUUAUAUAUGAAUAUAUACAAAUUGUGACAUGCUUAACAUCGGUACAAAAUAUUGGUAUAUUCGCCGUAAAUGUUAAAACUUUGUUCCUGCUGAAGUGUGUACUUAGACUACCUUCCGGCGGAAUAGUUGAGCCUGCUAAAUACGACGCUCACAAGUAGUAGGCCAGGAAGUCGUAAAAAUGUGGAACAGUGCUAGAAGAAUCAAACACAUACUGCUGCGUUCUAAGAUUGUAAUUGUAUUUGUGUGAUCAGAACACUGAAUAACAAAAAAAUCCGGAAAGCAUAACAAACAAUAGACAGAUAUGAACACUUUUGCAAAGUGACUUGAAACUAAUACAGAGAAGCCAAAUAAACCAUGUGAACAGACAGUACACCAAUAGUACAGUGAAGAUUGAAAAGGAUAGACAAAGUGAUUCAAGACAGUUUUAUAGGAGAGAUGCAGUUCCUUCUCCGGGAGAAAAGAUACUCCAAAGAGAAGCAGGAAAAGAACAGUGACGGAGUGUAACCACAAGGUGAGAUUGUGUCGGAAAUGCAUUAAAUGUGAAUUAUUUCGGCUUUUCUGAUGUUUUCUGAUUGUCACAUAGCUGUAUAUGCAAUCACAUAUUAUUAUACCCAAAUGAACAAACUAUGUGGUAGAUAAGGUACAUCAAUUCCGUACAUCUAGAACAUGAGAGCGUUUAAUCCCCUUUUCUCAAAUUAGCUUAUCGUAUAACAUAUUUUACAAGUGUAAGAAAACUAUUUUAACAACCGAAAAUGCACAUUACAUGAAGCAAACAACUAUCUGAAUGGUUCUCACCAACGCUCUUAUACAUAAAUGAAUGUACAUUAUCUUUUAUGUCACUGCAGUCGAUUCCAUACGAUCAUCUGAAUAAAUUUCGAUCACUGAUGAGAUUCACUUAUUCUAGCUAGGCAUAAAAAACAAAGUGUGAAAACACAGUGCGUUAAGUGCGGUUUUUCCCGUUGGCGAAAGCGGAUUACCAAACCGUUUGGGAAAAGACCGUUAUGACACAGGACUUAACCGGCAACGGCACUGCUGUCAACGAAGCGAAUAAGUGUUAUCGUUUGUCCUAUUUGAACCCAUUCUUCCAUCCGACGAUAAAACAAAUUGCUAACCAACAAUAAAGUUGUUCAUUACAUCCAGCAACACAAAA
Messenger RNA from Wyeomyia smithii (pitcher-plant mosquito), 5084 nucleotides. It is a transcript of the gene Psi, whose product is annotated as far upstream element-binding protein 3. Gene Ontology annotation, biological process: regulation of DNA-templated transcription. Gene Ontology annotation, molecular function: mRNA binding. The coding region runs from base 450 to 2636 and encodes 728 amino acids. Lineage: Eukaryota; Metazoa; Arthropoda; Insecta; Diptera; Culicidae. The record is from RefSeq and is a predicted model, not a curated record. Gene Ontology annotation, cellular component: nucleus; cytoplasm. The transcript is spliced from 7 exons.